Messenger RNA from Pangasianodon hypophthalmus (striped catfish), 1972 nucleotides. It is a transcript of the gene rrp8, whose product is annotated as ribosomal RNA processing 8. NCBI's taxonomy places the organism in Eukaryota, Metazoa, Chordata, Actinopteri, Siluriformes, Pangasiidae. The record is from RefSeq and is a predicted model, not a curated record. Bases 199 to 1764 code for a protein of 521 amino acids. Gene Ontology annotation, cellular component: rDNA heterochromatin; nucleolus; chromatin silencing complex. Gene Ontology annotation, biological process: rDNA heterochromatin formation; cellular response to glucose starvation; regulation of transcription by glucose. The transcript has 8 exons. Gene Ontology annotation, molecular function: methyltransferase activity.
UAAAAAUAAUCCCUAACCCGGAUGUAAACAGUCCCCACGUGUUGUCUCUGUGAAUGCAGGUUGAAUGCUGGAGUCUUAGCGACUGAUAUGAUUGAUAUUAUGAGUGAAUAAUUAACAGAAUUUGUUUUAUUUUGGUUAAAUAUCAACUCAAUUAUACCAAGGAUUUUCACAAGGUAGGGUGUUGGUGUCGUCGCUAACAUGUUUGCAGAGGAGGAAUGGACUGAUAACAUGCCAGCUGAGGAACAGGCCGACUCUGUAGUGAGGGCUGAGCCUCUUGUUAGGAAGCACAAGGCAAUCAGCAGGCACUGCCUUAAGCGAACUCUCCAGACCUUGGGGUCAGCCCCAGACUGGGAAUGUAUAAAAACUUCUCCAGGUAGUGAUGAGGAAACGGAAGAAGCUCCUGUACACCUUUUCAAGAAGAAGAAGAAACAAAGGUGCAAAAAACAGAAGAAAACUUCUAGUACAGGAAUUGAAGGAGACAUGGGCAGGGAAACAGACAUACUGCAGAAACCUGUGAAGAAACGACAAGUGAAGCUUACAGUGGACACAGCCAACACUGGAAGAAGUUCUAAAAAGUUGUAUAAAGCAGUAGAAGAUUCUACUGAUGAAAGAUUGAGCCGGCAACAGUGGAAGAAUAAAAUGAAGAACAAGAGGCGAUGCAAGAAUAAAUUCCUUCUCAGUUCGGCUAUUGCAGAUCUUAAAUUGGAGGAAAAGUUGAGGCAGGUGCAGGACCUCUCAGUAGCAGGGAAAAUGCAGAAUGAUGAUUCGUCACUUUGGAGAAUGGCAUCAGAAGAGAAGAACGAUAAUGUAAACUUGAGUACAGACACAUCUGAAAAAGCCCAGACUAUUACAAAAAAAGUAAACAAAGACACACAUCAGUUAACACCUAUAAAACCAGUCUCUAAUGGGUUGAAGACCACUGCAUAUAAUCAGUGUGAAAAACAAAGGCCUGUCAAAGUGGAUAAAAAGUCUUGGCUUCAGGCUAAGAAAUUGCAGCGUUUUUUAAACAUCCAUGUCACUGAAAGCAAUGAAAAACUAAGUGAUUCAAAUCUUGAACAGGAAAAAGAUUUCAAAAAUGUCAGUGAAUGUCAAGUGGACCGCUCCAGUGCCUUAAGGUCCCGAAUGGAGAAGCAGUUACAAUCAGCCCGGUUCCGCUACAUAAAUGAACUGCUUUACACAUCAACAAGUGGUGAGGCCCAACAUAUAUUUAAGCAGGACCCUGAUGCCAUCAAGAUUUACCAUAGAGGCUACACUGAACAAGUGAAACGCUGGCCUGCAAACCCAGUGGAUUCCAUCAUCAUCUAUAUUCAGCAAAGAUCGUCAUCUUUGGUAAUAGCAGACUUUGGCUGUGGAGAUUGCAAGAUUGCACGGAGUGUGAAGAACAAAGUGCAUUGCUUUGAUCUGGCUCCUGUAUGUGACCUUGUCACUGCCUGUGAUAUGGCAAAUGUGCCACUUGGUGACUCCACAGUUGAUAUUGCAGUCUUUUGUCUCUCCCUUAUGGGGACCAACCUUGCAGACUUUUUGGCUGAGGCAAACAGAGUUCUGGUGAUGGGGGGUGUCCUCAAAGUUGCAGAAGUUGCCAGCAGGUUUGAUAAUAUACGCCAGUUCACUGGAGCCUUAUCUCGUCUGGGCUUUAAGUUGGUCAGUAAGGACACAGACAACAGCCACUUCUACUCCUUUGAGUUUCUGAAGACACACAAUGUUCCAAAUGAUGUAAGGAAAAUAGGGCUUGAACUCAAGCCUUGUUUGUACAAGAAACGGUAGAUGCAUUGAUAAUAGGACUGCAGGCAGAGCAGAGAGUUAAAAACAAAAGGCAACAGACUAGAGUAACUAUAAUAUAAUACUGUAACUAUAAUAGUAUAAUUAUAAUAUACUAUAUUAUACUAUAAGAAUCAAGACUACAAAGUGUAUGCAUACCAUUAAUCUGGCAUUAGUGAGUUUAGUAAAUUAAUUUAGUGCAAAAAAUGUGCAU